UGUUUACACUCGCCCAUCCGGCAAGGCCGUGCCACAUAUGUUUCGAUAGUCGGACGCCAUUGAAAUAUGCUACUUCCCCGGUAUUUUUCUUGGAGCCUCCAACGCUGCACGAUGGCCUUCUACGCCGUGGCCAGCGGUCGACGGGCCGGAGUCUACGGGUCAUGGGCGGAGUGCGAGGAGCAGGUCAAGGGCUUCAAAAACGCCAAGUACAAGAAGUUCAACACGCGCCAGGAGGCGGAGCAGUUCGUCAAUGGCAAUGGCUGUAAAUCGCUGUACGCUCCACAGGAUGCGGCGGUGCCUUUGGGUCAGAAGGAAGCGGCUCCUGCUAGUUGGAAGGAGAGGAUCACUAGGAUCGAGAAGCCCAAGUACACAGAGGCCUGGCCCGAAGAGGAUCACGACCUGAUUGAAGAUGAACUGAAUGCUGCCAUGAACGAAGUGGAAGGAGAUCCCAAGCCAUCUAGCAGUGGCAGUUUGGCGGAUAUCCUUAAUCGCAAGCGCAAAGGCAGGGAAACUGGCGAUUCCAGGAAUAAGAUUCCCCGACAUGCAUCUCAGGUCUCAGAAGCCACGGGCCUCAAGCAAGUCGGUGCCUUUCAGUUUGAAAUCGACGCCGAGGGCUUUGUGAUUGUCUACACAGAUGGCUCCUGCAUAGGAAAUGGGCGACCAGGAGCCUGUGCCGGUUAUGGCGUGUAUUUCGGAAAGAACCACCAGCUCAAUGCAGCCAAGCCCGUGGAAGGACGAGUCACCAACAAUGUAGGUGAAAUACAGGCGGCCAUUUAUGCCAUUAAAACAGCUCUAGAUUUGGGAAUCAAGAAACUGUGCAUCAGCACAGACUCGCAGUUCCUCAUCAACUCCAUCACCCUGUGGGUGGCGGGUUGGAAGAGAAGAGAUUGGAAGCUGAAGAACAAUCAGCCUGUGAAAAAUGUGGUUGACUUCAAGGAACUAGAUGAGCUGCUCCAGAACAACAAUAUAAAAGUGAAAUGGAACUACGUGGAGGCUCACAAGGGCAUAGAGGGCAACGAAAUGGCAGAUAAAUUGGCGCGACAAGGAUCCGCCUUGUAUAAGGAGAGAAAUUCCUGAUAAGCGCUUUUUGAAUUUAAGCGCCUUUGUAGUGUGUAAACGAAGUGGCAACGCUGAA
Messenger RNA from Drosophila takahashii, 1135 nucleotides. RefSeq names its product ribonuclease H1 (gene rnh1). NCBI's taxonomy places the organism in Eukaryota, Metazoa, Arthropoda, Insecta, Diptera, Drosophilidae. Gene Ontology annotation, biological process: DNA replication, removal of RNA primer. The record is from RefSeq and is a predicted model, not a curated record. Gene Ontology annotation, molecular function: RNA-DNA hybrid ribonuclease activity; magnesium ion binding; nucleic acid binding.